CCCCGCUACUCCCCUGCCUCUCGCGCGCGUCGCCGGCCGUUCCCCUUCUACUCAUAGAUCGUCCCCGGCCGUCUCCACCGCGUCCCGCAAUCUCUGACCAAUCGUGUCUCGAGGGUCAGAUCAGGCUCGUGGUCAUCAUCCAGUAAGCAGGGAAGAUGCAGGCAUCUAGGGCUCGGCUCUUCAAGGAGUACAAGGAGGUGCAGCGCGAAAAGUCAGCUGACCCAGAUAUCCAAUUAAUCUGCGAUGAUUCCAACAUAUUCAAGUGGACUGCUAUAAUCAAGGGCCCAUCGGAGACGCCUUUUGAAGGUGGUGUAUUUCAACUUGCAUUCUCAAUUCCUGAGCAGUAUCCUCUACUGCCUCCACAAGUCCGCUUCCUGACCAAAAUUUUCCACCCAAAUGUUCACUUCAAGACAGGUGAAAUAUGCCUGGAUAUAUUGAAGAAUGCAUGGAGCCCUGCGUGGACCCUACAAUCUGUUUGCAGAGCCAUUAUUGCUUUGAUGGCCCAUCCGGAAGCGGAUAGCCCACUUAACUGUGACUCAGGUAACCUCCUGCGCUCAGGCGAUAUCAGAGGCUACCAGUCCAUGGCGCGGAUGUAUACUAGGCUAGCUGCCAUGCCAAAGAAAGAGUAAUUUGCAGUGUUGCACUGGAGGUGGUGUCUGCAUGUAGUAUCACUCCUAAAUUGUCAGGUGUAACUCAUUGAUUUCUCCCUAUGAACUUGUGCCUGUUUUCUUACCCGCCUUGUCUGUGCGUAUAUAUCAACGGCGAAAACAUAAAUGUUUGAUUUGUAUGAUGUAAUAAUUCUGAAGAGAUUUAGUACUAUGGAUCCAAUGCUGCAUCUUUCAGUUGGUUCGACCCUUA
Messenger RNA from Lolium rigidum, 858 nucleotides. Its product is annotated as protein PEROXIN-4. Bases 156 to 629 code for a protein of 157 amino acids. NCBI's taxonomy places the organism in Eukaryota, Viridiplantae, Streptophyta, Magnoliopsida, Poales, Poaceae. The record is from RefSeq and is a predicted model, not a curated record. The transcript is spliced from 6 exons.